AGUAUUCGUUAAAUGAAAUCUGGUCACACUGUCGUGACGUCAAUGUCAUCUAGACGAUUGUUCUUGGUUGUUCAUAUUUAUAUACAGUAAAUAUUUCUUGAAAUACAUUUUAUUCAGAAUGUUAAAACCAAAAGCGCUAACACAAGUCUUAAGUCAAGCAAAUACAGGAGGCGUCGAAAACACAUUAUUAUUGAAUCAUCAGGGUGCGCUUUUGGCAUAUUCUGGAUAUAACGAUAAAGAUGCAAGAGUUACUGCUGCUAUUGCAAGCAACGUAUGGUCCGCAUAUGAGAAACAUGGUAGAAAUGUUUUUAAGGAAGAUAAGUUACAUUUGAUUUUAGUAGAUUGUGCGAAUGGGAAAAUAGCCGUAACUCAAGUUGCAAAUUUACUUCUAUGUCUAUAUGCAAAGGAAACAGUAGGUUUUGGCAUUUUAAAAGAAAAAAUAAACGCAAUAGCUCAGUACUUGGAGGGGCCCCUUAAGCAAGUCGCUAGUUCAUAAUGAGAUUUAUACAAAAAGAUUAUCAUAAAAAUAAAUUAAUUAAGAGUAAGUUACAGCUAAAUGUUUAAAAUUUUAAAACAAUAUAUUGGUGUGUCAACUAUUUGUUAUUUUGUUUAAGUUGUACUAAUUUCAUUCUUACUAUAUUAAUGCUUUGUAUAACUGUUACACAAAAAAUUUUGUGUUACAAAAUGUAUAGCUCUUUUUUCUAGUAAGUAUUUUGUAAAUAAAAUGUUUAGGCUAAAA
This is a messenger RNA of Melitaea cinxia (Glanville fritillary), 739 nucleotides long. RefSeq names its product ragulator complex protein LAMTOR2 homolog (gene Lamtor2). Lineage: Eukaryota; Metazoa; Arthropoda; Insecta; Lepidoptera; Nymphalidae. Gene Ontology annotation, molecular function: guanyl-nucleotide exchange factor activity; molecular adaptor activity. Gene Ontology annotation, cellular component: Ragulator complex. The record is from RefSeq and is a predicted model, not a curated record. Gene Ontology annotation, biological process: cellular response to amino acid stimulus; positive regulation of TOR signaling. The coding region runs from base 119 to 496 and encodes 125 amino acids. The transcript is spliced from 3 exons.